GUUUGUUGGGGUGUGAGCUGAUUCGAAGAAAGUUUAAGAAGAAUCCAACAAAAGACCAAAUAUUUAUGAAUGUUACAAGAAUGCACAUUGCCAGUCACACAUCAAAAGGUGAGCCAAUAUGCGACAACAAAAUCCAUCCAAGAGCUGAGGAGACAGGCGACUGAAGCAGAGUUUGUUGGGGGGCAUUGCUAAUAUUGGAAAAAAUACUGGUGUUAAAGCUUGUGAAAAUCUCGACAGUUUCAGUGAAGUAUUUAAUAAAUUGAUGUGAUAAGUAGCUCACCGAGGAAGAAUGGAGGAAACAGGACUUUCAGAGGGCAAUUUUAGCCAGUUGUUGGUGGAUUUUUCAAGAUGGUAUGAUGGACUUGGAUACAUCAAUAUGCUGAAAGUUCUGUACACAGAUCAUGUGCCAAUUUAUACUGAUUUAAUUGGAGCUACUAAGGUGAUGCCCUUGCUGCAAAAGUUAAUUGGUUCAGGGAAUUUGAGUUCAACAAAUCUCGGUAUCUUGUACGAUACAAUAAAAGUAACUGGGCAAUUUGGCUUCAAAUCCAAAGUUGUACUUCAACCUUUACAAAGACUUGAGGAACAUGAAGUGUCUAAAUUCACACGAUACAGACAAUUUCUGCUAAAACUAGGAAUGAAACUGACUAGAGAAGAUAUAGACAUGCUUGAUGCACGACAUAAUGACAUGCCUUUGUUAAAAGAUUAUAAAGACAGCUGGCAUUUGAUUCUGGAUCUAGAGCAAAGGAAGGAGCUUUGUGAAGAAAACAUUGGAAAUUUCAUUGAAGGAUUACCAAGUUACUUGGCAGUGAAAUCUUUACUUGAAGAUAACCGAGAUGUAUCAACAUCAAAACGACCAAUGAUAAAUGAAGGUAUUGAAGAACCAUCAACAUCAAAACGACCAAAGUUAAAUGAAAGUAAUGAAGAACCAUCAACAUCAAAACAACCAAAAUCAAAUGAAG
Anneissia japonica is the source of this 959-nucleotide messenger RNA. RefSeq lists its product as uncharacterized. The transcript is spliced from 7 exons. Lineage: Eukaryota; Metazoa; Echinodermata; Crinoidea; Comatulida; Comatulidae. The annotation marks the transcript as partial. The record is from RefSeq and is a predicted model, not a curated record.